This is a messenger RNA of Rhododendron vialii, 1955 nucleotides long. Its product is annotated as NADH dehydrogenase [ubiquinone] flavoprotein 1, mitochondrial-like. Gene Ontology annotation, molecular function: NAD binding; 4 iron, 4 sulfur cluster binding; NADH dehydrogenase (ubiquinone) activity. Bases 249 to 1709 code for a protein of 486 amino acids. The record is from RefSeq and is a predicted model, not a curated record. The transcript has 3 exons. NCBI's taxonomy places the organism in Eukaryota, Viridiplantae, Streptophyta, Magnoliopsida, Ericales, Ericaceae. Gene Ontology annotation, biological process: mitochondrial electron transport, NADH to ubiquinone.
UCUCCGGCACUCCACGUGUUCGGGUUAUGAUCGCAUAACCUCUGCCAAUCCCUACCGUCGAAUAAUUUCCUCAGUCAAAACAAUUACGAUAAUUACAUCCUAACCGUCGGUUUUACUCGCCCCAGAGCUAUCUACCGUGGACCCUCAGACUAUCGGAAAUACCUUCCUCUUCCUCAAAUCAAAUCCCCCAUCUGAGAAUCAUCGCCGAAACCUUCAGAGCUCGAUCAGUCUUCCAAAUACGUGCUGUUAUGGCACCCCUUAAGGGCAUUCUUACACUUCAUAGGAUGGCUUUGGUUCAGCGUCUCAGCGAGAGCUGGGUGCCAGGCAGCAGAUUAUUUAGCACCCAAGGUGCAACAGCUGCUAGCACCCCACAGCCUCCCCCACCUCCCCCACCUCCUGAGAAAACCCAUUUUGGUGGCCUGAAGGAUGUAGACCGCAUUUUCACCAAUGUGUAUGGUUUGCAUGAUCCUUUUCUUAAAGGGGCCAUGAAACGGGGUGACUGGUAUAGAACCAAAGACCUAGUACUCAAGGGUGCUGAUUGGAUCGUUAAUGAAAUGAAGAAGUCUGGCUUACGUGGACGCGGUGGUGCUGGUUUUCCAUCCGGUCUCAAAUGGUCCUUCAUGCCAAAAGUAUCUGACGGACGCCCUUCUUAUCUUGUUGUUAAUGCUGAUGAAAGUGAACCCGGAACUUGUAAAGAUAGGGAAAUAAUGCGUCAUGAUCCACACAAACUACUAGAAGGAUGCCUAAUAGCCGGUGUGGGAAUGAGGGCUACUGCUGCUUAUAUCUACAUCAGGGGCGAGUAUGUUAAUGAACGCAAGAACCUCGAGAAGGCCCUGAAAGAAGCUUAUGAAUCAGGACUGUUGGGAAAAAAUGCAUGUGGAUCUGGUUAUGAUUUUGACGUGCAUAUCCACUAUGGUGCUGGCGCUUAUAUCUGUGGUGAAGAGACAGCACUUUUGGAAAGCCUUGAGGGGAAACAAGGGAAGCCCAGAUUGAAGCCACCCUUCCCAGCAAACGCAGGGCUAUACGGUUGUCCCACAACCGUUACAAAUGUUGAAACGGUUGCUGUUUCUCCUACCAUUUUAAGGCGUGGGCCAGAGUGGUUUGCUAGUUUUGGCAGAAAGAACAACUCAGGUACAAAGCUAUUUUGUGUAUCGGGUCAUGUGAACAAACCGUGCACAGUUGAAGAGGAGAUGAGUAUUCCGUUGAAAGAGCUGAUAGAGAGGCACUGUGGGGGUGUUAGAGGUGGAUGGGACAAUUUACUUGCAGUAAUCCCGGGGGGUUCAUCUGUGCCGUUGCUUCCUAAGGACAUAUGUGAUGAUGUGAUGAUGGACUACGAUGCGCUCAAGGCCGUCCAAUCAGGAUUAGGGACUGCGGCUGUGAUCGUGAUGGACAAGUCAACCGAUGUUGUGGACGCAAUCUCGAGGCUCUCCUAUUUUUACAAGCAUGAGAGCUGUGGUCAGUGUACGCCCUGUAGGGAAGGUACAGGGUGGCUUUGGAUGAUUAUGGAGAGGUUGAAAGUUGGAAACGCUAAGUUGGAGGAGAUUGACAUGCUUCAGGAGGUGACAAAACAGAUUGAAGGGCAUACCAUAUGUGCACUGGGUGAUGCUGCUGCUUGGCCUGUUCAGGGUCUUAUUAGGCAUUUCAGGCCAGAGCUUGAGAGGAGGAUUAAGGAGCGUGCAGAGAGGGAGUUACUGGAGGCUGCUGCUUGAGUCCUGAAUUCAGGGAAACACCUUUGGUGCUGGACUGUAGAAUAAAGAAGGGAAAAGGGAAGUACUCCAAACAAUAGAAUUUCACAGGCAGCUGGCUGUCCUAGUGAGUGGCAUGUUUAUUUUUAUGAUUUUGUAUCCGUAAUGAUUGCACCAGAGAUGCUGUAACUCCUCCCCAAUUUGUGUGGGUCUUGAAUUUUUAUUGUCAAUUCUUCUAUUGGGUAAAAAAUAUCUACUUCCCCCUUAAAA